AAUUGGACCGUACUUUAGCGACGGCAAAAACAACGAUGCACAAAUAAUGAAGCACAUCAUUCAACAUGACAUUGAGGAAUUUAAAGAAUGGGUGACUGAGGAUGACAUUAUGAUUGUCGACCGGGGUUUCCGAGAUGCACUUGACUUACUGCAAGAAAUGGGUAUCCAAACAAAAAUGCCAGCUUUUAAUAAAAAAGGGGAGUCUCAACUUCCAGUUGAAGACAGCAACGUAACAAGACUAGUUACAAAAAUCCGUUGGGUGGUAGAGUCCGUGAAUGGCCGCAUUAAGUCAUGGAAAUAUCUAGAUAGAGUUCUACCAAAUAGCCAGAUUCCAUUUGUAUCUGAUUAUGUCAAUAUUGCCUGUGCAAUCAUGAAUAAAUAUUGGCAAGAACUAAAUACAGGGGACUCAGAACAAGAUGAACAAUUGGCGUCUAAAAUGCUUUAUCUUUCAAAGCAAAAGAACUUACUCCAUGAGAAAAUAAUAGAGGAAGGCCUUGACAAACGUUCUUGUAAAUGGCAAAAGAUUGAUGCUUCAUCCGCCCCUACUUUUCCCCGUUUAUCAGAAGAAGAUAUAAGAAAUAUUACUGUUGGAGUCUACCAACUAAAACUUGCUCCAAGUUAUACAAGAGAACACCUAGAUGACGAUGGUAAUUAUGAAGUUUUUACAUGUGACCAUGAAGAGAAUCUUUUGUGUGCUAAAAUUCAAUCAAGACAUAUAUCAUCAAAAUGCUAUCGUGUAUGGGUUAAAUAUGAUGACAUUAGUGUCGUGGGUUGGUAUUGCCAGUGCAAAGCCGGAAGUCGUGUUGUAGGAACCUGCUCUCAUGUUACGGCCUUAAUUUGGUAUCUUGGUAUUGGAAAGUACACGGAUAGAAUUUUAGAAAACUGUCGUGAUUGGAGCAAAUAUCUUCUUGAUGCUCGUAACCUGCCAGAUCCAGUUACUGUUGACGAAAGUGACAACGAGGAAGCAAAUGAUGAAGAGUGAAUGACGUGAAAAUUCAUUAUUUGUUUUUUAAUUUGAAAGAAAUGACAAAACGUUUAAUUCCUUUUUGAACCAUACAUUUUAUAGUGUAUAUCAUUUGAUAUGUCUGGAAAUGUUUUUACCAACUGCUUCCUCCGACAUUGUACAGAAUUGAAAGAAUAGUUGUUAAUUUGCUUGGUUCCUUUUUAUCUAAAAUCGUACUUCUGCAAAAUUAUGUCUGUCAUCAGGAAAUGUGUCUUAUGUAAAAGUGUACUCUCCGGUUUUAUGUAUUAGUGUAUAUGAAAAAAAAACAAUCCGUGUUCUUUAAGACUUACAGAAAGAUAGUUCAAUGCACGGGUUAAAAUAACUGAAUCCAUUUCUUUUAUAUUUCAAACCGUAGGAAAUCAUUAGAUAGUCGCUGUACGUAGUAGCUCAUUUUUUAUAUGGGUUAUUAUAUAUGUGACCCAAUGUGUAUUUUAUGUAUAAUACAUCACAUUUCUACUAUUUUAAUCACCUUAUCCAUUCGUAUGACCGUGCGUUUGUCAAACAAAUAUUUUCUAAAUAUUUCUUUCCUCAAAACUAAUAUACAUGUCAGAAUGUCAUCAUAUUUUGUCAGCGACCAACCCUAUCAAGUUGUAGUUUGUGUGUUUUUUUUCUCUCGAAUAUCUCAGACAAUAACUUCAUGUUUUCUUGUAUGUUGAGUAACUAGUUCAACAUAUUUCUUCAUAUACAUGUUUUUCAUAUGACUAUUUGCAAGUAAUUGUAAGA
Molecule: messenger RNA, 1726 nt
Organism: Mytilus californianus (California mussel)
Lineage: Eukaryota; Metazoa; Mollusca; Bivalvia; Mytilida; Mytilidae
Exons: 1
Coding region: 47-982 (311 amino acids)
Molecular function (GO): zinc ion binding
Source: RefSeq, a predicted model, not a curated record